UAACGCCACUCUUGUCAGUUGUCACUCUCUCUCUCUCUCUCUCUCUCACCAAUUGCGAUGGCCAUUCCCAAUGUUGGAAUUCCGACUCGGCAGCUCUUCAUCGGCGGCGAAUGGAUAGAGCCUGUCAAGAGGAACCGUCUACCCAUUAUCAAUCCCGCUACAGAAGAAACCAUCGGGGAUAUUCCGGGAGCCACUCCUGAAGACGUGGAUAUAGCUGUAGAAGCUGCUCGGAGAGCUAUGGCCGGGGAGUGGGGCUCCACCACAGGAGCUCAACGGGCUAAAUAUUUGCGUGCCAUUGCUGCCAAGGUAAAAGAGAGGAAGCCUGAACUAGGAACACUUGAAGCCAUUGAUUCUGGAAAACCUUGGUUGGAAGCAGAUGCAGAUAUCGAUGAUGUUGCAGCAUGUUUUGAAUACUAUGCUGACCUCGCUGAAGCCUUGGAUUCAAGACAGAAGACUCCCGUUCCUCUUCAUUUGGAUUCAUUUAAUACUUACGUUCUCAGAGAGCCCCUUGGUGUUGUUGGCUUGAUUACUCCAUGGAAUUAUCCUAUGUUGAUGGCUACCUGGAAAGUUGCCCCUGCGUUGGCUGCUGGUUGUGCUGCAAUACUUAAACCAUCUGAACUAGCUUCAAUUACAUGUUUGGAGUUGGGUGAAGUGUGUAAAGAGGUUGGCCUUCCUCCUGGUGCCCUUAACAUUCUAACAGGGUUGGGACCAGAAGCAGGUGCUCCUUUGGCGUCUCAUCCUCAUGUUGACAAGAUUGCAUUUACAGGCAGCAAUGCCACAGGGGUUAAAAUCAUGACGGCUGCAGCCCAGCUUGUCAAGCCCGUAACACUUGAGCUUGGUGGCAAAAGCCCUAUAGUUAUAUUUGAGGAUUUUAGUGACCUUGAUAAAGCUGCUGAGUGGACUCUUUUCGGCUGUUUUUGGACAAAUGGUCAAAUUUGUAGUGCAACAUCUCGUCUCAUAUUGCAGGAAAGUAUUGCUGCAGAAUUUUUGGAUAGGCUUGUGGAAUGGACCAAAAAUAUUAAAAUAUCAGAUCCCUUGGAGGAUGAUUGUAAACUCGGUCCACUUGUUAGUCAUGGACAAUAUGAAAAGGUGAUGAAAUUCAUCUCAACAGCCCGAAGUGAAGGUGCAACCAUUUUGUAUGGUGGCCAGCGUCCUGAGCAUUUGAAAAAGGGGUAUUACAUUGAACCAACCAUCAUAACUGACGUAAAUACCAACAUGCAAAUCUGGAGAGAGGAAGUAUUUGGGCCUGUUCUUUGUGUCAAGACAUUUAAAACUGAAGCUGAAGCCAUUGAGCUAGCAAAUGACACCCAAUAUGGCUUGGGUGCUGCGGUCUUGUCAAAAGAUCUCGCAAGAUGCGAGCGAUUGACAAAGGCUUUUCAGUCAGGUAUAGUCUGGAUCAACUGCUCACAGCCAUGCUUUUGGCAACCUCCUUGGGGAGGAAAGAAGCGUAGUGGUUUUGGUCGUGAACUAGGGGAAUGGGGACUAGAAAACUACUUGAACAUCAAGCAGGUUACACAGUACAUGUCGGAUGAGCCUUGGGGUUUUUACAAGUCUCCUUCAAAGCUGUGAAAAGAGACAGGAACAACUUCUGCUGCUGCAACCGUCGUUUAGGAGAAGCAGUGUAGUGUCUGUCUGUUACAAUGGAACACCAUAUAUGAAACUACCAACAUAUAUGUUGUUGUGCAUGUAGACAUAGUAUUCUCUCAUAGUCAUGGAUGCAUACUCAAUAAUACAGUACUAUGUUAGCCUCUGUAAUAAGCCUGUUUCUAAACAGGAUGAAUAGAUAAUUGGAUUUGUGUUCAAUCCGUGGCCUGCUUCGAUUUGGUUGCUAGUAAAGGUUAACAAUGGCAUCUUUUGCUUCUCUU
Ipomoea triloba (trilobed morning glory) is the source of this 1865-nucleotide messenger RNA. Its product is annotated as betaine aldehyde dehydrogenase, chloroplastic-like. The transcript is spliced from 15 exons. The coding region runs from base 58 to 1569 and encodes 503 amino acids. The record is from RefSeq and is a predicted model, not a curated record. Gene Ontology annotation, molecular function: oxidoreductase activity, acting on the aldehyde or oxo group of donors, NAD or NADP as acceptor. NCBI's taxonomy places the organism in Eukaryota, Viridiplantae, Streptophyta, Magnoliopsida, Solanales, Convolvulaceae.